Messenger RNA from Lottia gigantea (owl limpet), 1849 nucleotides. RefSeq lists its product as hypothetical. Gene Ontology annotation, biological process: iron-sulfur cluster assembly. Gene Ontology annotation, molecular function: iron-sulfur cluster binding. The coding region runs from base 81 to 995 and encodes 304 amino acids. The record is from RefSeq and is a predicted model, not a curated record. Lineage: Eukaryota; Metazoa; Mollusca; Gastropoda; Lottiidae. Gene Ontology annotation, cellular component: cytoplasm. The transcript is spliced from 7 exons.
AUCGUUUCACUUUUUCCUUGGUGUCGCCAUUGCUUAAUAAGAUAUCAUUUACGUAACCCGUGAGAGUUGUGGUUGUCAGAAUGGAGAGUAUUAAUGUAACAAAAGGACAAAGUGUUUUAGUGCUAUGGGGAGGUAACCAGCCUACUGAAAAUAUGACUGAUGUUGUUAAUAGUUUAAAGGAAAAAGUUGGCCCAUCUGGAAGAGUUCAGCUAGAGCAUGUUGGUAGAUUGAAUUUUGCCAAACACCCUGAUUCAAGUUUUGAUGUGGUCUUAUCUGGAGUGUUUCAACCUGGAGUUAUCUCCCAUACAAUAGAAUUAUUAGGUGAAGUGUGUGCUAUAUUAAAAAUUGGCGGUAAAUUAUAUCUUCGUGAAAUUAUCAGUAAAUCAAAUCCUACACAAGAAUUAAAAACAGCAGACAAUUUAUGUCGUGAAAUCAAACUAUCAGGUUUUAUUGAUAUAUUACAGCCUAGUCUGGUACCACUAAGUGAUGAUGAUAAAAGUGCAUUAAUUAAAAGUAAGAAUCAUGGGGAUAUAGAUUUAGUACAGGUAGAAGCAAGUAAGCCAAGUUAUGAGAUUGGUUCAUCAACCCAAUUAAAACUUAAUUUUACAACAGUUCCUCAAGCCAAACAAGAAAUAGAUCCACAAGUAGCAAAAGUAUGGACCUUAAAUAGUAAUGAUUUAGAAGAUAAUGAUAUAGAAUUGCUAGAUUCAGAUACAUUACUAGAUCCUGAAGAUUUAAAAAAGCCUGAUCCUUCCACACUAAAAGCUGGUUGUGGUCCUACAAGAAAAAAAGCUUGUAAAGACUGUACAUGUGGUUUAGCAGAAGAGUUAGAUAAUGGUGAUGAUACCAAACAGUCAAACCUUUCAUCUGCUUGUGGCAGUUGUUAUUUAGGUGAUGCAUUCAGAUGUUCCAGUUGUCCUUAUCUGGGUAUGCCAGCUUUUAAACCAGGUGAAAAAGUCUCAUUAAGUCAAAGACAGAUGAAAGCUGAUGCUUAAAUAUUGGCCAUCAGAAAUUGAAUUCCACAGGAAACUCUCUAUACUCCAUCUCUGUACAACAAUUAUUGAAAAUCAUAGUUCUAAAUAUUCAAUUUUAAUCAUGUGUAAAAUCAAAGUAAAUCAAUCCCUGUUAGAUUAACAAUGUUAUCGUAAAUACUAGAUAUUGGUAUGUUUGAGAAUGCUACAUGUAUAGGGAUGAAAGAUGUAGAUAUUAAAGAAUGUGAUAAUUCAAAUUUCUAGCCAAAGCUGCAUAUAUUAUUCAAGGGGUUUUCAAUGUGGAGGUAAUUUUUCCUGAUGGGGUAAUUUUGGCAUCUUUUGGGUAAUGAGGCGCUUUGUAGUGUGAAAGGGGGUAAAAGAAAGAAAAAAAUUGAAAACCCUUGUUGAUUAAUGAAGCAAAUUUUCAAGGCCACUACUCUACCUUGAAAUAUCUGAGGUUUUUAUUCCAGCCAACCUAAGCAAAGUCUAUUCACUUGAAAAGGGAAACAGUUAAGAAAACUGAUUUUCAAUCUACAAUAAAAAUUGAAAACUGGAUAUCAUGUACGUUAAGUAUAAAGCAUACAUUUAAUUCGAUGGGAUCAAUACAUGGUUGUUAACUGUCAUACUUACGAGGCAAAAGGGUGUAAGGGAACAACUUUGUAGGGAAUGUAUCUUUAAUAGAAGUAAAUAACAAAGAGUUUACAAUAUAGUUAUAUAUAAUUUAUAAUGGUAAUAGUAAAAUUUAAAAUGGAUAUAGCUCUCUAAUCAUUCCCUUGCAUUGGCUUCAAAUGAGCCAAAACGACAAGACCAAGUGAUCCUUUCCUCCUGGCCCUAACCUUGUGUUCAGAUCUGAGGCCUGCACUAUUUAAGAUAAAGUU